AUGUCAGGCAUCGUGGAAUCCUCCACAAUACCAACCUCAUCUAGUCCGACUUUGAUACAGCAUAUGAAUACUACAACUUUAUCGCCCGAAACUUCGUCAAUUUCCUCUUUACCGCAUCAACUCUUGACCUCUCCCCUUCGUGCCUUUCAACACGCCGAGACAUUUGCCUUCCGAACGGUUCCCCACACACUUGCUAGAAUAACUGGAAUACAAGCUCUUACAAAAUCCUUUUGGGGUGAGGCUGGCCCAGCGGCAGUGGCUGCAGCCGAUAACGCGGCAGCAACACACGCAGUGAACAUGGCUUCAAAUGAGCUUGCCGAAGCAGCCACCCAGGAGAGCGGCUACUAUCUUGCCGAAUUCUUAGGUGCUGUCAAGAAACUAGGUGGCUUUUUCAGUUACCUGACAAGUCUUUGGUCAUUUGCCUGUUUGGUGGAGGCGCUCAUCCUCAACCGAAUCACUAUCUAUGCCUCUACACGGCGACACCUCCGACUAGGCUGGGAAAGGCGCACGGCUCUCCGACUGAUCCCCAUACUUCUCUUUACUUCUCAAAUUGUUGGACUUCUCCGUGGGAUUCGAUGUCAGACAUCGCCUUCUUUUUCGACAAUGCGCUACGGAUACCCCGGGAAACAACUUCCGUUCGACUACUCCAGUGAUGGAGGUGCUCUUUACUCGCUGAGUUCUACUAUCUUAGGAUGGGAGUCCGAUGAAAGGUCGUGCAAUGCUGUGAACAUGGCUCGUGGAACCUCCUCUGAGCUCCCAUAUGGAUCAUUUUCCUUACUCUGGCCGACAUUCAUGCUCCUUUGCUUGAGUCACUUUGUGGAAACACUAUCGUGCGCAUUGCAGGGCAGGCCUGUGAUGACCGAGACGGGGAUGUCUAUCUUUGAACACUCAAUCGCCUUUGCGGAAGCCGAGUCGAUGAUCAGUAAAUCGAUCGGACUAGGCAUGUUCGGCCUUCCCCAAAAGAACCCCCUCAGUGCGCUUUCCGCUGGGUCCGACGAUACUUCAACUUCGGUUCUCCAACUUCUCACACGAUCCCAAGUCUUGGAGCGCAUGAAUGUCACGCCGGAACUGUUACUCAUUGCAUUGAUAUCGUGUUGCAAUAGCGCCACCUCCCACAUACUAGAAGUUUUCGGAAAGCAGAGCAAAUACAGAUUGUUCAAUACCGCAUUUUGGGGUGCCUGCUUCAUGGCAGCUAUGCUAUGGGGAUUAGAAGGCGGCCCGCCCGUCAGCAUUGAAACUGGCGUACUCAAGUUUCCGACUGUUUGCAUCGUGGGAUUUAUCCCUCAUAUGUUUUUACUGGGUGGUAUUGUGAUUUGUCUUUCAAUAUACACGCUGGCACUUACCAUCACCGCUGUUUCACUGCCCACGGAAGAUCAACCCGUCUCGUUAUACGACCGCUUCCUGAUGGCGCACGAGAACAUGCAAGGCUCGAAUCAAAUAAGAAAUAUUCGCAUCAAUAGACACGAAGACUUCUACACCACAUUGCUUCGGAUCGGUUAUGUCGCCCUGACUGCCGCAAGUGAGGCGGUGUUCUUGAACGAGGGAAAGGCAGUCGUUGCGCGGCGAAUGACAUGGCUAGAAGAGGACCGGCUUUCUGAGAUUGAAGCUUCGAGAAUGAGAUCUUCGUCCUUCGGGGAAUGGCAGGGCGAGCCAAACACCCGGCCUAUCGAAGCCAUGGGUUUCUCAAGUUUCGACAUGCCAGACCAAUCUGGUGAUUGGGAGAGUGGAUACAACCGCGAGAAAAAAUUCGAGAAACCUAAGAACGGUGCUCGUGCUGUGCGCUCUCGAGCGGAGCUUGGGGGAGUUGGCGCAGUCCGAGUAUCUAUUAGAUUGUGGCAUGUGCUGUCGUUUUUCCGCGCAAUUUCCCUGCUAAUGCUUCGGUGGAUCGCGUUCGGGCUCAGCAAUGUGCUGGAUCGAUUCGGAAUUACCGCUCGGCCAAUGUGGCUGAAACGCCUUGUUGGUCACCGUCGACGACAGUCUAGUAGUAGCACAGCGAGUCAAGUACAGCCGUUGGAUUUCUGGAUCCUCUCUGAUGAUGGAGAACUCGAACUUCCCCGCGACCACGACUUUGACGUGGAGGUUGAAAUGAGAAAGCGAGAGCGCGCGAAUCGGCCGGACUGGAUGAGCCCGGACGAGAGUCGGUUGGAUGAUAGAUUGUACGGUUGGUGGAAAAUUGGUGGUGCUUGGGGAAACCAAGAUCAUACCUCAGAUUACCACCCGCCUUCCGACGACUUUGACACAACAAGUGUGCUAUCUAUGUCUACCAAUGCCUCGCAGUCUGAAUGGGAGGAUUACCCAUCCGAAGACGGUCGUCGUACUCCUACCCAGCUCGAGCCGUACGCAGAUAGAUCAAGCCCACCACUCCAAGAUCCUCUGAUUGACAUGAGCACCCUCGCCCGUCUUCUGGACCCACGCGAUCGCGAGAGUAGAGAAGAAGCCAGAAUCCUAGCUGCGCAUCUUAAAACCAACCAGGGCGGCCCGCAGAUCAUGACGCGCAGUCGCUACCAGCAGCAAAUUGAAAGGGAGAGAUCCCGGAUCAUCUUCUCAUCUCGCCUGCAUCAGUUAAACGCCAUGCAGUCGGAAUCCGAAGGACGGAAACCCACUGCGGAAGAGGAAUCUGAAAUCCUCGAGAAGCUCAUCCUUUCCCGUCGCUCGGAGACCUCAGGCAGUUCUGGUGCCCGCACGUGGGAAUCUGGCGCAGAGGGUCUCGGUCCCAACGGCCCACCCUGUGUAGUCUGCCAGACCAGCCCACGAGCCAUCAUCACCUGGCCCUGUCGCUGUCUGUGCAUUUGCGAGGAUUGUCGCGUUAGUCUUGCCAUGAAUAACUUCAGCAGCUGCGUGACUUGUCGCCAGGAAGUUGGAGGAUUUAUGCGUUUAUGGGUUCCAUGA
Molecule: messenger RNA, 2889 nt
Organism: Penicillium paradoxum
Lineage: Eukaryota; Fungi; Ascomycota; Eurotiomycetes; Eurotiales; Aspergillaceae
Product: putative ubiquitin-protein ligase (Asi3)
Exons: 2
Coding region: 1-2889 (962 amino acids)
Biological process (GO): ubiquitin-dependent protein catabolic process; protein ubiquitination
Molecular function (GO): ubiquitin protein ligase activity
Source: RefSeq, a predicted model, not a curated record